This is a messenger RNA of Centruroides sculpturatus (bark scorpion), 2271 nucleotides long. RefSeq names its product short transient receptor potential channel 4-like. Bases 59 to 2221 code for a protein of 720 amino acids. The transcript has 13 exons. Gene Ontology annotation, molecular function: store-operated calcium channel activity; protein binding; inositol 1,4,5 trisphosphate binding. Gene Ontology annotation, cellular component: membrane; cation channel complex. Lineage: Eukaryota; Metazoa; Arthropoda; Arachnida; Scorpiones; Buthidae. The record is from RefSeq and is a predicted model, not a curated record. Gene Ontology annotation, biological process: manganese ion transport; calcium ion transmembrane transport; regulation of cytosolic calcium ion concentration.
UAUUAUUGAAGCGCAAUUGUUGUAAGUGAAAAAGAAGAAGAAAAAAAUAAAGGUUAUUAUGGAAAAUGCUGAAGUACAAUUUUUUAAAUUAGUAGAAAAUGGCAAUUUAGAAGAACUAAAGACUUUUCUUUCAAAGAAUCCUGAACUGAAUAUAAAUUGUUUAAAUUUUCAAGGUUUUUCUGGUCUUCACCUUGCAAUAAACAGCGAAUUAGUGCAUAUUGUUGAAUUUUUGAUUUCUAGACCAGAAAUUAACUUGUCUGAUUGCGUUUUGCAUGCAAUUUCUGUGGGAAAUAUUGAGAUAACGACUAUGAUUUUAGAUGCUCUCAGCAAAAAAGAGCCGGAUUUAGAAUUUAUGGCAUAUCCGGAUAGUAUAGAAUUUAGUUUAGGAUUGACUCCACUUCUUCUUGCCGCACAAAAAGGAAAUAUAGAAAUAAUUCGUUUAUUAAUGAAGCGAAAUCAUAAAACUAGUAUUCCACACAUUCCAACAUGUUUGUGUAGAGAAUGUAAAGAAGUAAUUCGAGAAACUGGAAUACUGGAUUUAACAACGAAGAGACUAGAUAUUUUUAAAGGAAUCUGUAAUCCUUAUUAUAUUUGCCUAUCUUCUAGCGAUCCAAUAUUGACAGCCUUCGAUCUGGAUCUACAACUAAAAUUUUGUGCUCAAAUGGAGAAAGAAUAUUAUAUGGAAUAUAAUACACUUUCCGAAAACGUACGAAUGUUCGCUGUCGAUUUAUUAUCUCAAUGUUCAGAUAUUCAAGAAGUUAAAAAAAUAUUAAAAUUAAAAAGAGGUUCUUCUUGGAAAAGAUCAAAAUAUCCAAGACUACAAAUAGCUUUGGAUUACAAACAGAAAGAAUUUGUUGCUCAUCCAAGUGUCCAAAAAAUAGUAACUGCGGAAUGGAAUGGUGCUUGGACAACAUUUUCGAAGUACCGCACUUGGAAGAAAGGCUUAAUCAUUCUAUUUCGUAUGUUUAUUCUUCCUAUAGUUUUCUUCACAGUUUUAUUAUUGCCCAAUUCUUAUUGGGGGAAAAGAUGGAAAUGCCCUCUAAGUAGAUUUCUCAACGAAUUGGCAUCCUAUCUUAUAUUUUUGAUUUUUCUAUUCCUGCUUAUCAAAAUCGAUAUAAAACAAUCGUCUCGAGGACCUCCCUCUACUGGUUUAGAAGGAGUGGUUGCUCUAUGGAUCAUAGGUUAUUUAUUUUCCUCAUUAAGAUCUUUGUGCAUUCAAGGUUGGAACAGAUUCCGGCAAUACUGGUGGAACAUUUACUCUUUGAUCAUGGAAUUAAUUUUUAUAUCGACGUUUGUAUUUUGGAUUCUGUCGUGGGUAGAUGUUUUAGAAUAUGGAUUUGCUGAUCUCCCUAGAAAUUUUUGGCCUGGUAACGAUUAUACUUUAAUUCAUGAAGGACUUCUGUGCAUCGCUGGUAUUAUGGCAGCUGGCCGAUUAUUUUAUUUUUUUCACCAGAGUUCUCGAUUGGGACCACUGCAGGUUUCUCUGCUAGUAAUGUUAAAGAAUGUGACUUUAUUUUUGAUAGUAUGCUUCAUUUUACUAUGUUUAUUAGCAAUUUGCAUGACAAAUUUAUACGCGCCUUACCGAGAAAUGAAGCAAACUGAUGCACAAGGAAAAGUUACAGUCCAGUCCAUAGCUUUUACAUCGAUCGAUAAUUCCAUAAAAUCAUUAUUCUGGACAAUAUUUGGAUUGGUCGAUCUGGAUUCAACAGAUAUAAUUGUUUCAAAUACAGAUUUACAAAUAACAGAUGUAAUUCAUCACGAUAUAACUGAAGCCACUGGACAAAUUUUAUUUGCAGUUUAUCAUAUUUUUAUGAAUAUUAUCUUUAUUAAUGUUUUGGUCGCAAUUCUUAUAAGCGAUUUCCAAGCAGUGAUGGAUGAUGCCGAUAAAGAGUGGAAAUUUAGUAGAACUAUGCAAUGUGUACUGUACUUUCGAGAUGCUGAAUUACUUCCAUCACCAUUCAAUCUCUUUCCAAAUGCCCGUUAUAUAACUAAAUUCAUUAGAUCUAUUAGAAAUGCUAUGAAAAUUAAAGAUCCCAAGCUUAAAAAACCAGUACAUCCAUUAUUGGCUUGGAUUCCAUUCUGUUAUGUGGAAGAUGAGGAAAAGUAUGAUGAUCCUGUUGAAUACCAGGAAUUAAUGACUAAAAUGAUUCAACGAUACUUAAGAAGUCAAUCUCUCGAUGUUAACAUUAGCAGAACAAAAAUUUCGUCAAAAUUACUUUGAACAGUUUGCAUAUAAUUCAUGGAACAUUAAAGCAGGAUUAAAGCUGCAAA